GAGAACAGCUUCAGGAAACAUGUACCUACUUGCAGAGGGGCACAGAAACAAAAGGUACACUGAAAUGGGCAAAGCCUGAAGAUUACCCUGGAAUAUCUGAGGAACAAGUUGAAGCCAGCUCUGAACCAUCUACCUCUAAUAACAGGUGGAGGACGGGAAAUCUAACAGAGGUCAGAGAGGAAUAAGUAUACAGUUCCUCCUCUUUCUGACAAAGCUGAUCCUUGGAAAUCACACACUUAUCAGCUUAACACCUGGAAAGAUGGCAGAACAACUGAGUCAAUGAGAGACAGCUGAAAACUACUGAUCUGUGGAACUGGGUGGAGAAGACGACUCCUGCUGAAAGGUCCAUGAAGCAUAAGAAAAACAAGGAUGUUGCCAACAAGGAAGGCAUGCCCCAAACACUGAGUUCUACCAGUAUGUUUACCCCAUGUGGCUUCAGCCCUCAUCUACAUACUUCAAAAGAAGAUGAACAAGGAGGACUGAUCUUCCAGGAUGGAAACCUUACCUCAGCAUCUCUGGAUGCUCUAAUUCAGCAUCUGAUACCUACCACUGAUUACUACCCUGAAAAGGCCUAUAUCUUUACAUUCCUGCUGAGUUCCAGACUCUUCAUCGAACCCCAUGAGCUUUUGUCCCGCGUUUGUCACAAGUGCAUUGAGCAGCAGCGGCUGGACGACCCUGUGCUGGACAAGGCUCGGAUCAGAAAAUUUGGACCCAAAAUCUUACAGUUGCUGACAGAGUGGACAGAGACAUUCCCAUAUGACUUUCAGGAAGAGCGGAUGAUUGGCCAUCUGAAAGACAUGAUUCAUAGGAUAGCCCCGUGUGAUGAGGCCUACUGGAAAAAGAUGAAUCAGCUUUUGCAAACCCUGAAUCAAAAGCUUGCAACCCUCAGCCAUGGGCAAGAAGGGAUUGUCAAGAUCAGUGCUGCUGUCUCUGAUAAGCUGGUUGCCUUUAAAAGUAAACCUCCAUCAAUUCAGAGAGAAAUCCUGAGCGUCUGCAGUGACCCUUACACUCUGGCUCAGCAGCUGACACAUGUGGAGCUGGAGAGGCUAAGUCACAUUGGACCUGAGGAGUUUGUGCAGGCAUUUGUACAUAAAGACCCUCUGGAUGGCACCAAGACUUGUUUCAGUGAACAGAAGAAGACAAGUAACCUUGAGGCCUAUGUGAAAUGGUUCAAUAGACUCUGCUAUCUUGUAGCAACAGAAAUUUGCAUGCCUGCAAAAAAGAAACAGCGAGCACAAGUCAUUGAAUUCUUCAUUGACGUUGCCCGAGAGUGCUUUAACAUAGGGAAUUUUAAUUCGCUGAUGGCAAUCAUUUCUGGAAUGAACAUGAGUCCAGUUUCCAGGCUAAAGAAGACUUGGUCAAAAGUGAAAACAGCCAAAUUUUUCAUUCUUGAGCACCAGAUGGACCCUACUGGUAACUUCUAUAACUACAGAACAGCUUUGCGGGGGGCUGCUCACAGAUCCCUCACCGCACACAGCAACAGGGAGAAGAUUGUGAUCCCCUUCUUCAGCCUAUUGAUCAAAGACAUUUAUUUUUUGAAUGAAGGAUGUGCUAAUCGCCUUCCAAAUGGACAUGUCAACUUUGAAAAAUUUCUGGAACUGGCUAAGCAAGUAGGAGAAUUUAUAACAUGGAAGCAAGUGGAAUGUCCCUUUGAACAAGACCCUAACAUCAUCCACUACUUGCAUACUGCUCCCAUUUUUACUGAAGAUGGGUUGUAUCUGGCUUCCUAUGAAAGUGAAAGUCCGGAAAACCAGACAGAAAAAGACAGGUGGAAAUCCUUAAGAUCCACUAUUUUAGGAAAGACUUGAAGAUUAAGAGAUUAUUGCAGUAGGUCAAGGAAGAGAAAUCCACAAACAUUUUGCACUACUGAUUCCAAAGAUGCCUGUUUGGGAUUUAGACAAUUUUUUUGUUUGAGUUUUUUGUUGGGUUUUUUGACUGCCUAACAUGAUGGAUGAACUGGAUUCAUCCACUGAAAUCAACAGAACUGUGUGCACAAUGACGCUUUUCUAACUAAGACAGAGAGAGCAAGGACAAACAGACUAUUUGUGGCUGUGCCCAAACUGCGUCAGGAUCACUGUAACUUUUGCCUCUGAAGGAAAAUGUAAGAAAAUCAGGAGCAUGGAGAACCAUGGUACUGCAAAGGAGAAUGGAAAAGUAUAAAAAAAGGAAAGCAAAAAAUACACAUGAAUAUUUCAGAAGCAGGUGCUUCAGACAGCAGCUCUUUAAACCCUCUGAGGAUUGUAAAAUUAAAUCAAACAUGGACACAGCAGCAAUCUGGUUAAUUGCUGAAUGAAGAAAGAAGAACUUAAUCUUACAUUAGCAGUCCCCCAGCCUUGUUGAACAAAGCACUGACUGCUACAGGUAUAAGCUUCCAGCAGAUGAAAACUGACAUUGCUCGCUCAUAUGUAUACACAGAUGUCACAUAUAGACCACAUCAGCAUGGGACAGUUGUACAAACCCCAUGAAUUUUUACAGAGAACAAUCUGAAGUAUGGCUAUUGCUUAGUUAUUCUUCCCACCACUGUUGUUCCUUUUCUUACUGUGAAUCUUGGCAGAUCUGAGGAGGGCACAGAGUGUAGCCGGUAUUGCUUAAAGACCCCCCCCCACAUCUAAAGUUGAACUGAAGAAGCAAAUGACUCUGGACUCAACUUACCUCUGUUUAAUGUACGUAGUGUUUUCCCUAGUUUCGUUGAUGCUGAGUUGCAUCUUUUAGAAGGUUUUAUCACACUUAAAGAAAAAAGAUACUGCAUUACCAUUUGAAAAAUGUAUCAGGUUCCAAUUAAUACAGUACUGUUUAUUUUGCAACAUGAUACUAAGAGGAUGGGGGCAGUAUUUGCUCUGAAUUUGGGAACUACAUGGUAUGCUUUAAGAAGACAAAGGGUUUCAGACUAGAAUGAAUGCACUAAAGAAUUUGUCAUUCAUGAGCAGAUAACCAUUUUUCUCUCUUUUUAUUUUUAGGAUCUAAACCAUGUUCACCAUUUCCUUACAAAUAAUAUGAAGUAGUGACUAUGUCUUGUGUUUAAAGUUGUACAAUAAUCAAGGUGCUACUGUAACACAUAUAUUAAAUGAUAAUGAACUAUAUGGAUAUUAGAUUCAAAACUAAGCCCUAACAGUAGACUAGUUGUAUGUGGAAGGAAUGUUCCUACUUGCCCCAGAAAAGACCUCAAAAACCUUAAAUUAAACCUAAAUGCCACAUGAUAUUGAACUUUGCAUUUUAUUGCUGACUUAAUGCUGGCCUUUUCAGAUGUUCCAGUCUUUCUCUGUCUGCAACAGAAGGACAUAACCCUUUCUUUGAGAUCAGUAAUAGUUUCAUUUCACUACAGAGUGAUUCCAAGUGGCUGUGGUGUUUUGAAAAGUUAGUCUAAUCACAAAACCUGGCUGUGUUGGCCUAUGCAUUUAGCCCGAAAACUGGAAAUGUUCCUGACCUCUGCCAGCCCUCAGAAGUUCUCGAGGCCUGAGUGAGUUCUUGAAAUGUGAGGCAUUGGUGAUCUAGUGUUUGAAGGCAGCUCUGACAAUUGAGCUGAUUCGGAGUCCAGCAGCCUGAGACGUGCUCUAUGUGAUAUACUAAAGGUCUGUAGUGUCUGCAGUGCAGUUCUUAUGUUGGGUUAUGAUCUGUGAAAACCUGUGCAGUCUGGAUCAUGGCCACCUGAAUCCACUGCUCUUGCAAUUGCUGAGAUGAGCAGGACAGCUUCUUCUAGAUUUGCAUACGUAGGGGCUCAAGGCAGAACUUCAGUUCUCCUUUUCAUAUAGGUCUAUCAGUGCAUGAAUUCAAGCAGAGAGAACAUAAAAAUGUCUUGUGUUUACUCAAGCUUUGUAUGGAAGAACUAAGUGUAAGGAUCGUACAACAUCAUUCCAGCCAGGGAAUGAUCACUAUUCUGGUGAUACUGUUAAUAUGCUGUUUGUUAAUUUUUGUACGUGAGCUGAGAGCUAUACAGAGAAACACACACACGAAGGCAUUCCUUCAAGCAGAACUAUUUCCAAAAUGAUGCUAUUAAAAGCCUGUUAAAUUCCAACCAAAUUCAGAGCAAUAACCAUAAACAUAUCUACAACAAUGCUAAUGCUUAAGUGUGUUUGCUAAAUGGUCAUUUUUUUCUUAAUAUCUGCAUCUUUUUAACAGGCACAGUGCGACUUCAUAGUAGAAAUGAUUUUUUAUUUAUCUGAAACCCAAUGUAGGUGGAUGGGCCCUUUCUUAAAACCUGCUUUUUAAAAUACAAAUCCUCACUCCUUUUCUAAUGAGCCAACAGAGGCUGGUACAGCUGAGAUUUUAACACCCUGAAGAUGAAUCAAAAUGUGAUUUCUCAUGAUAAUACUUUAUGUUCUUGGGCACCUUCCAUGAAUUCAGGCAAUUUUGUAAGUAUGAGUUAAAUUAGAUCUCAUAAAGUUUAUCGCUCUUGCAAACUAAACCACUUUCAUAGUCCAAAACUUUCAAACCUCGGUGCUUAAAAUGGAAGCAUAAAGGUCAGAUGUAGGUAGGUAUUAAGGGCUUAGUGGGACUUUCAGAAGCACCAAAUUAUCUUUAAGCCUUUAUGUAGUCACACAUUUAAAAGGUCUUUUUUCAGAGGUGCUAAACAUCCUCAUCUCUUGAUGAACACUGAGGCAAUUAUUGCUUUAUAGAGGUGCAUGGCAUGUUGAUCUGUAGUACCUGAUCUUCAGAGACACUGGCUGCUCUUUGCAAAGCGGCUUGGAGAUGAGAGUACACAGCAACUUAAAAUGAGAAGACAGCACUUUUAAAAAACAGACUUUACUAAUCAUAGCUUGUCUUCAGAUAAUUUCCUGGCUAAAAUCCUAUAGAUUUAAACAGAAACAGUGUAAAGCCUUAAGUUACAGCUGUCAGUUGCAUUUGUAAUUCAUAUUUGGCCUAACUAGGGUGUAGAACUCCAGACAGGAGUGGUUAGCACCUUGCUUUACCAACAGGUUUUACAAAGCACAAGUACAACUGAAAACAAAGGAUGACAAUUUGGGGAAUAGAUUUCUUCCAAAAAUGUAUUAACAUUACAUGAAAAUGAGAAAAAGAACCUCCAAUAAUUAAUGUUUUCUUGCUAUAAACGUGUAAAGAACUCCUACCAUGCUGAAAAGAAAGCAAUAUCACUUAAUACCAAGCACUAAGCCACUGUAAGGCAUGUAGUCAUUAGACUAACAUCUAGACAAGUUACUAGUAGUAAUGUCAUGGCUUUCUAAUUCCACUUUUUUCAGUGGAUUCACCUCUCUGACAACUGCUUUGAACUAAUGCUACACAGAGAACAGAGCAAAACUAGAGCUAUAGGUCUAUAGUGUUAGUAUCAAAACCCUAAGCUAGUAAGAUGUGAAUAUAUGACACAGAGUCUUUCAGAAGCAUUAACUUAGCUUCUGUGUAUACAGCAAUAUGUUAAAAGACCCAAAUAUAUGAAAUCACUUCUGCACCUCCUCUAGUGUAAUCAGAGUGGUAGCAAAAGUCCUAUUUUUUCAUUUCUUGAGUGUGCCAUUCUGCAACGUGGAGCUAGAUAAAAAGCCUAGUGAAAAACAAUGAGGGAAUUGCGUGCCUUCAGCUUGUGUUGAAGUCAGUAGGUGAACUUGCUCAAUGCCUUUCAAAAGACACUUGAUCAUACAAUCUUGCCCUCAAUUUCACAUCAGCGUCAAUCGCAUUACCUAAUUAAAGGUGGAUGAAUGUAGGUCUGCUGGGCAUGACUGAAUUUUGCAGGCAAAAACUCUUGAAAUGAGUCUAGCACACAAGAACCCUGUGCACCAGAGUAUACUGAGUUUAGCAUAUCGUUAUUCCUCUGUUAGGCAGUUAACACGAUCCUGUCAUACAGCUGGCUGGAAGCUCCCCAUGCGGAUAGAGGACAUACAGAUCUGGAAGCAAACUGUGAUCCCAGCCACUGCCGAAACGGCACUUCAACAAAGUGUGGACAUAGCUGCUAAAACACUUCAAAUAAGAAACAAUUUAAGCAUAGAGAUAUUUUUCUCAGCUUGAAAAUAUUUUAUGAUGUGGUCAGUGGUGAUAAUUACUCAAAAUCAAGCCAGUCCCUUACUGAUACCUUGGUUACUUUGUCAUGUUUUGUUGCAAUAGUUUGCGCACCUUUUGUUAAAGCACAUGAGUACUGGUUUGCACAUGACUGUAAAUCCAGUUUAGAACAGAGCUCAGAUUACUGAAUAUGUAAUUGGAGUUAUCAAUAAAAAGACAUGUUAGUAGAAAAGAUAUUGUUAUGCAUAUCAGUAUAAAAAUGUUACACAGUUAACAGUAUCUGGCCUAACAAUGACUGUGUUCCAUAGAAUGAGACUGAUCCCAAGCACAGCGACAUGCCAGAGGAAAAACUGCAAUUGAUUUGGAUGGGCUUUGGAGCAGUCCUACAGUUACUAACUAUAGUAACAGUUUUAAGUUAUUCAUAGGGAUUAAAUUGCAUUGACAACUGGUAUAGUCCCUGCCCUUUAUUUUGAGCCAGGUGCAACUCUCAGAUGGGCAGGUUACACACAAUAGGGUGAAAAUCCAGCCUUAGCAAAAGUUUUCUUUGACAUUGUUGAAGUUUCAGCAGCAAAUUCAAGGACUAAAUCUGAUCCAAUGUAUUAAUUCACGUCUGAGAGCAAAAUUUGACUUUCUGGCUUUAAGCACCCUUUUUUCUUUUUAGACUGGUAGAAAUUAGCCUUACUGUCUCAGGUGUCUCUUUCACUGGAAAUUAAAACCCCUUUGAUUGUGAACUGAUUAUUUCCAUUGUUGUAAUUGCAGAAUGGGAUUAAGGAGUGACAAGGAAACAGGGAAAAGCCCCUUUGUCGCUGCUUAGAGGCUCAACUGUGGGCCAAAGACUCUCUUUUCUUUUGUCCUUUUUAACAUUAUCUGUUGAGUGAAAUUACCUCAGUAGUUGGUGCAGGGCAUUAUUGAACUGUGGCUGGGGAACAGCGCACACAUAUCUGGUGUCCAUAUGGCAGCACAUACACUAACAGGGGGAUGCAGAGGUGAUUAGAUGAUCCUGUACAAAGCUGACAUGCAAAUUCAUAUCUAAGCCUGUACUCUUAGGUUUCUGAUGCUGGGACACAUCCCUUUUAAAGGUAGGAAGCUCUUGGAAGUUCACCUCGGGCAAAACCUACUUCCUUAUCCAUCCAACAGAAUGAGUACAAGAAAAUUCUUUGAACUAAAAGAAGUUCCUCUAGAGGACUUGAAACAGUGAGGAAUUUGUUACUUAGUUGACAGAGAUUUUAAGAUCUAAGUAACAUGGAAAAAUAAGACCUUAAAAAAAUUACGAGAAAUACCUCGAUGGUUGUUAACUUUCAUAUUUCACAGCAUGGCAGCAGAGUGGAACAAGAUACCUGUGCAUAUUUUCCUAUUAAUAUCAAUAGCAGCUGGGCAGGCUAAGGCGGGAGAGAAUACAGUGAAAUACUGAUGCAGAAAGCUGUACCACUACUUUUGUUUUAAUGUUGGGUAUGUUGGAAAGAAAGCACACUGCCUUAGAGUGUGUCCCUUUCCCUGCAACCACUGUUAGCUGCUCUGUGGAACAGCUGAGCUCUGAGCUGAGCAGAGGAGGCAGCAAACCAGUUACCUUUUAUUCGAUGGAACAGAUCUGGAGGCUAAUCUGUUUUGUAUUAAUUUAUUUUACAGUUCUUUUUGCAUAUUUUCAGAUAUGCAAAAAAUACUAAAUACAUUAAGCUAAUGCUCAUACAAGGCAUCACAUCCUGCAUUUUUACAUUAUGUAAGAUGUAGAUAAGAAGCUAAUAGCUUGUAUGGGUAGUAUUUCAUACACUCUGCACGGGUGCAAGACACUGAAACUUAGGCUAUAACCUCAGCUACAGAAAAAAAGCUAAGUAUGAGUAACUCCUGUAUAGAUCCCCUGCCUUGCACUGUGGCCAGGUGCAGACUGUAAUGCUGUAAAUGCAGAGUGGCUUAGACUGCUCACUCUUCCCUUGAUGCCUUUCCCUCCACAGAAGCGGUAUUUUGCUCCAUAAACAGCUCUUGCAAAAUGCCAUAGGAACAUUUUUCUAGUUCUCUGCCAUACAAGGGCUCUAUAAUCAUACUCCAGAGCUGUCAGAAUAGAAUAGGAGUCCUUCCCCCUUCAUCCCUGUGGCCCUAAAACUGCCAACCCAGACUAGUACUGCAGUACAGCAAUGUUCCCAGGCGUUCUUGAAUGCAGAAGACUUAGAGUUCAGAGCUCAUGAGUCCUAUAAGUUAAAUAUCUGUACAGGAACUUCCUCCUAAAAUGUGCAAAGCCCAUUUAAUGGACUUCUAACCAGAAAAUUCCACAGUCCAUCUACCUUUCAGAGAAAUGUGAUUUCCUCAGUGAACUGUUACUGGUCAGUAUUACAUCACUGCUUUCAUUAUUUAAUUAUGUUUCUAAAAUUCCAGUGGUUUUGGAACAUGUGAUGGUUUCUUGAUAUUUGGCCCACGGGUAAACAGAGUUGAGAAAAUGGGGGCUGUAGUCUGGACAGUUGACAUCAUAUGUAUUUCCAUAACAGCCCAAGUUGGUUUAUCACUUACGGUCUGUCCUCACCUUGAACUAGAAGGAAUUGUUCCAAUAGAAACUUCCUAAUUAUUAAAACUUAGUGAAAGAUGCACACACAGAGCUAUUAAAUUCAAGUGUGUCAAGAUAUGAUUCUUACAAAUGUACAAGUACUUCCCUUAGGAGUCUGUCUGUAAAAAGACCAUUGCUAGUAUGCAACAUAGAUGGAAAAUAAAUUAUCCUCUGGGUUUCAGAACUCUUAGCAAGUGUUCAUCAGCUUAUAAAGGUGAGAAAUCUGAGUUUAAUAUUUUUUCACUUUUAGUGACAGUGACAGUACCAGCUGUCUUAAACCUAAACUCCAAGAACAUACUAUUCUAAAACAUUUAGUCACAGACCUAAAAGCACAGAGUAAGAAUGGUUAAGCAGAACUGUCCUUAUUUUCAGAUUGGGAAAUUCAAAGGUUGAAUGACACAUCUAGGGUUGCCUGGGAAGCACGUCCUUUCAAAAAGUUACCCCAUAAAAAUAUCCAAAUUUUAGUUUCACAUUUCUUCUGGUGUAACUCCUUUCUACAGCUGUGCUUAGAAAAAUCAGAACUAAAUUAUCAUUUUGGUUUUUAAAAAGAAUCAAGCUAGGAAAUAAAUAUGGAUUAAAACUAGGUAUAUACUGAUCACGUGAGCGAUAGUAAUGAGGAGCUGUGCUUUUCCUGUAUCUUUUUCUUUAAAUUAAGCAAUUUCAUGUUAUAAUUAGCAUUUUCAGGUCAAAUUGAAAUUCCUCUGCCAUCCAUAAUACUCAAACCAUGUAGCUUUGUUAGAAGUCCUCAGAACAAAUAUCGACACUUUAUUAAUUGCACAGGCAGGAAACAGUAAAGUUACUUGAAAGUGGCUGUUAUGAUUUUGUGACUGUACAUAGAUCUUGCAAAAUGUUAAUGGUAAUAUGCAUACUGUACCCCACAUAAACACUGCAAGAAUAGCAUGGUCAUUGUUACGCUUUAUAGCUAUUGUGGAAAAUGUCUUAACCUGCAUUCAUGAUUAUAGUGCCCAUCCUAUUCCCAUGCCUUUUUAUACAGUUGUGGUAAGAUUGUUACGAAAUCCUUUUGUCAGUCAUGUUCGAGCUAACUUACCUAUGUAUAGAAUUUAUAUAUUAAACCCCCUAAUUUAUACUGUGUUUUAACAGUUUGCCUGAACUGUCUAUGGUUUCUAAAUUUUGUAAUGUGAGUGUCAAAUAAGAAUAAUAAUAAAAAAAAGGCUCAGCUGUGUGGA
Messenger RNA from Harpia harpyja (harpy eagle), 9660 nucleotides. It is a transcript of the gene RASGEF1C, whose product is annotated as RasGEF domain family member 1C. Gene Ontology annotation, cellular component: plasma membrane. Lineage: Eukaryota; Metazoa; Chordata; Aves; Accipitriformes; Accipitridae. The record is from RefSeq and is a predicted model, not a curated record. Gene Ontology annotation, biological process: positive regulation of GTPase activity; Ras protein signal transduction. Bases 348 to 1808 code for a protein of 486 amino acids. Gene Ontology annotation, molecular function: guanyl-nucleotide exchange factor activity. The transcript has 14 exons.